Molecule: messenger RNA, 2922 nt
Organism: Heterocephalus glaber (naked mole-rat)
Lineage: Eukaryota; Metazoa; Chordata; Mammalia; Rodentia; Bathyergidae
Gene: Gpr19
Product: G protein-coupled receptor 19
Biological process (GO): G protein-coupled receptor signaling pathway
Cellular component (GO): plasma membrane
Molecular function (GO): G protein-coupled receptor activity
Source: RefSeq, a predicted model, not a curated record
ACGCAGUGGGGUUACAAAAAAAUGGGGGAUCAGGGUGGGGUGGGCUUCGCAGCGCCACAGAAACUCGUCUGCGAGCAGGCCUCCUCCAGACAUCGCGAGAUCUGCCGGCGGGGAAGCGGGACUCCAUCCCCUGCCGUGUGCGCAUGCGUGUGGUUUUUAGCGCGCAAACAUUUCGAAGCUUUCUGCCUGACGAUAAUAGGCAACCAAGUUUGGGUUAAGAAGUUCGUCACGUCGAUACUCUGGAUUCAAGUACACAACACCACUUUCUUCGAGAUUUUCACUUAAAACUCCGAUUAUUUGUAUAUUGACUAUGAACUCUGAGAAAUUUCAGCGAAUUAAGUGGCAAAGGAGCAGAAGUUGGGAGAACCCGCUUUAAAAAUAAGAGAGUUUUAAGUGUUUGAAAAGAUAACUCUGGGACAGCAUAAGGGAAUAAAGCUGAGGGGUGAUAGGAUUUUUUUUUUCUUCCCGAAGACCUUGAGAGGAUGUGAUGAACUAAGGAUACAUGGAACAGCUGCACAAGCACUGGAUUUUGCUCUGCAACAUCUAAAGAACUAAGAGAAAAAAAGUGAAUAUGGUUUUUGCUCACAGAAUGGAUAACAUCAAGCCACCUUUGGUUGUUCCUUCGCUUCUGGUGCCCCUCCAGAACCACAGCUGCACUGAAACAGCCGCACCUCUGCCAAGCCAUGACCUGAUGGAAUUAUGUGAUGAGCACAGGAGGAUGGGCAACAGAACAGACCUUCGAUACGGACUGAAACCCGGUGAAGUGGCCACAGCCAGCAUUUUCUUUGGGACUCUGUGGUUGUUCUCUAUCUUUGGCAAUUCCUUGGUUUGCUUGGUCAUCCAUAGGAGUAGAAGGACUCAGUCCACCACCAACUACUUUGUGGUCUCCAUGGCAUGUGCUGAUCUUCUCAUCAGUGUGGCCAGCACUCCAUUUGUCCUGCUCCAGGUCACCACUGGAAGGUGGACACUUGGGAGUGCAAUGUGCAAGGUUGUACGCUAUUUUCAGUAUCUCACUCCAGGUGUCCAGAUCUAUGUUCUUCUCUCCAUCUGCAUAGACCGGUUCUACACCAUUGUUUACCCGCUGAGCUUCAAGGUGUCCAGAGAAAAGGCCAAGAAAAUGAUCGCAGCGUCCUGGAUCUUUGAUGCAGCCUUUGUGACCCCAGUCCUCUUUUUCUACGGCUCCAACUGGGACAGUCAUUGUAACUAUUUCUUCCCUUCCUCCUGGGAAGGGACUGCCUAUACUGUCAUCCACUUCUUAGUGGGCUUUGUGAUUCCAUCUGUGCUCAUAAUCCUGUUUUACCAGAAGGUCAUAAAGUAUAUUUGGAGAAUAGGCUCUGACGGUCGAACAGUGAGGAGAACAAUGAACAUUGUCCCAAGGACAAAAGUGAAAACGGUCAAGAUGUUCCUCAUUUUAAAUCUCUUGUUUUUGUUCUCCUGGCUGCCUUUUCAUGUAGCUCAGCUCUGGCACCCCCAUGAACAAGAUUAUAAGAAAAGUUCCCUUGUUUUCACAGCGAUCACAUGGAUAUCCUUUAGUUCUUCAGCCUCUAAACCUACUCUUUACUCAAUUUAUAAUGCCAAUUUUAGGAGGGGGAUGAAAGAGACUUUUUGCAUGUCCUCGAUGAAAUGUUAUCGAAGCAAUGCCUAUACUAUCACAACAAGUUCAAGGAUGGCCAAAAAAAACUAUGUUGGCAUUUCAGAAAUCCCUCCCAUGGCCAUAACUAUAACUAAAGACUCAAUCUAUGAUUCAUUUGACAGAGAAGCCAAGGAAAAGAAGCUUGCUUGGCCCAUUAACUCAAAUCCACCAAAUACUUUUGUUUAAUUUCUCAGAAUUCAUUCACUUAUUGUAAUGCACUGGAGAUUAAAAUCUUUAAUUAUAAAACAAGUUAUUUACAUAUUUUUUCACUAAACUUUCUGAGUUAUUUUGUAAAAUGCAUUCAUUUGUUGAUUAUAGUUUUUGUGACUUUUAUGCUAGUUGCUUUUUGUUUUAGGAAAAGCAUUCACCUUAACUAUGGUCAUUAUUUUACUAUAUUAGCUAAGAUGCAUAAAAAAUUCUUUUCUACUUUUUAUUAAGCAUUAGGGCACAGUUUUUGGUUAAUGAUUCCACUCUAUUUUAUUCUGUUUUCUUUUUCUUCUCUCUAUUGAAUUUUUAUAACUAUGGGCUUCUGUUUCAGUGAAAGCCUCCAUGUCCUACAUUUCUGAAACAUAUAUUUCUUUAAGCAUUUAGGAGUAGUUAAUACUCUCUAUAUUUUCACAUUACCUUCUUCCAAGUAAUCACUGGCCAGAUAUGUGGAAAACAAUUCAUGUAUUUGAAUAUAUUGGAGCUUACUGGGAAGUCUCCUAUAAUUGGGUUUAAAUAGAAUUCUUAGUGAAAAAAUGCUUAUGGUGUUGUUGAAACUUUUGUCUCUCUCUUGAUUUCUUCCUACUUAAUCCAAGCUACUGAUGAGGUCUUGAAAAUUCUGAAUUUGAUGUGAUGUGUUCCUCACACCUGGGUCCCAUCUAGGCUGCCUCAUCUUCCCCCUCUGAGCUAUACAUAAGCAAAUGAGCAAGUGUCCUUGCUAGGCACACCCAGAAAAUGUCAAAGGGAGAAGUGGCAGAUGGCAUUUCUUUCUGCUCUGCAGUCCAGUGAUCUUCAGCUGCCCAGCCCUGUCACCAUCCACCAGGGCAGAAAGGACAAGGAGUAUCUUCUCCUUUCUCCUAGAAACUCAGACACAAGUCCAUUUCUCCAGCCAGGGCUUCCUUCCCCUCAUCUCUCUCCAAGUUACAGCAUUGUACCCCAGCCAAACUCAAUCUCUUCAUUGCCUAUGAUAACUUAAGACUUUUUUCUGCUUCUCAGGUCUCCAUUAUUUCAAUUCUAGGACCAAUGCAUUUAGAAAAUGUUUUCUAUUAAAUAAUAAAGGGCUUAAAAACAAGACUGGUGUGCAU